Beta vulgaris subsp. vulgaris (sugar beet) is the source of this 2215-nucleotide messenger RNA. RefSeq lists its product as hypothetical. Gene Ontology annotation, molecular function: ceramide glucosyltransferase activity. Gene Ontology annotation, cellular component: membrane. Gene Ontology annotation, biological process: glucosylceramide biosynthetic process. The coding region runs from base 295 to 1854 and encodes 519 amino acids. The transcript has 14 exons. Lineage: Eukaryota; Viridiplantae; Streptophyta; Magnoliopsida; Caryophyllales; Amaranthaceae. The record is from RefSeq and is a predicted model, not a curated record.
UAAUUUUAUCUUCCUGGGUAAAUUCCUAAUUCAUCUUCGAAAUAUAAAAAUUAGGCGGUCUUCUUCAUUUAACAUUUUUUCCCCUCACUUUCUCUCUCCUCUGCAAUUUUUUGUUUCUCUCUCUUCUCUCUCUCUUAAUCUCUCUUUCUCUCUCCUCUCCCCUCGCUGUGUCGUUAAUGGCGAUCUGAGAGGAAGAGAGACCUUCUAAAUCAGCACUUAAUUUUACAUAAUUACACGAAAUUAGGGAUUUCGUGCUGAUUAUAUAUAUAUUUUCAUAAUUUUUUUUAUACAAUAAUGUCUGCGUUAGAAUCCUUGGAUUUCUUCCUAAUUUCUGCUAGCCGAGCUUGUGUUAGUCCUAUUGCCACUUUUAUUCAGAUCCAGGGAUGUUUAAUAUGUCUAAUUCUAGCUUUUGGGUGGGCUUGCGCUGCUUAUGUCAGGAAUAGAGAAAUCAAACGCAUGAAAAAUGAAGCACGACGUGGAAAUAGCUUUGGUUUCCUUUGUCAUGAUAUUAAUGAGCUUGAGCACUCUAAUCAGGUCAAUCUACCAAGAGUCACAGUUGUUAUGCCUUUAAAAGGAUUCGGAGAGCACAAUUUGCAUAACUGGAAAAGUCAGAUUACAUCCUUAUAUGGUGGGCCUAUAGAGUUUCUUUUUAUUGUAGAAAGUACUGAAGACCCAGCAUAUCAUGCUGUAUCCAGGCUUAUGAAAGAUUUUCAGGAUGGACUUGAUGCUAAGAUUAUUGUGGCAGGCUAUUCCACUACUUGCAGUCAGAAGAUUCACAAUCAACUUGUUGGUGCAGAAAAAAUGCAUAAAGAUAGCAAGUAUAUUCUGUUUCUAGAUGAUGAUGUUAGACUACACCCAGGGUCAAUAGGUGCGCUCACUGCUGAAAUGGAAAAAAAUCCUGAGAUUUUUAUUCAAACUGGAUAUCCACUUGAUUUGCCUUCUGGGAGCUUAGGAAGUUAUUGUAUAUAUGAAUAUCACAUGCCUUGUUCAAUGGGGUUUGCUACGGGUGGCAGAACAUUCUUCCUUUGGGGCGGAUGCAUGAUGAUGCAUGCCGAUGACUUCAGAAAUGAUAACUACGGCGUAGUCUCAGAACUUCGAGAUGGUGGAUAUUCUGAUGAUAUGACUCUUGCAGCUAUAUCUGGAGCUCACAAAAAACUCAUAACAUCUCCUCCAGUUGCUGUCUUCCCUCAUCCACUUUCAAGUGAUCUUAGUUUCUCGAGGUAUUGGAAUUACUUGAGGAAGCAAACAUUUGUUCUAGAAUCAUAUGUGUCAAAGGUUAAUUGGAUAAUGAACCGGGCAUUAUUUUCUGUCCACUGCUACCUCUCCUGGGGAUUUGUGGCACCAUAUUUCAUGGCUCUGAUCCAUAUUGCAGCUGCACUUCGAAUGCACUAUAAAGCUCACUCAGUUGAAGAGGAAACUCUUAUUUCUGGCGGGUUGUUAUUUGUGGGUUGCUUAGCCACAUGCACUGCUAUCGAGUUGCUCUCCAUGUGGAACUUGACAAGGAUUGAAGUUCACUUGUGCAACCUGUUGUCCCCUGAGGCACCGCCGCUGUCACUUGCUACCUACAAUUGGUGUCUGGUAUUUGUUGCACUGCUUGUGGACAACUUUCUAUAUCCCAUAUCUGCUCUGAGAUCUCACUUCUCACAAUCUAUUAAUUGGUCGGGGAUCAUAUACUAUUUGAAGGAUGGGAAAAUAUAUAAGAUUGACAGAGGGAAGGAUAUCGGUCCAAAAUAUUCGGACCUUAGUGGAAAGAAUUUGUACGGGAAAAAGGGAUCUCCACCUAAGAUCUCAUUCAUCAGUUCUUUAGCAAGAACUUUGGUUCAGUGGCGGCAGCCCAAAAAGUACGAUGUGUAGGAUCAUUGAUAACGUAAAUGACAGAUUGCAAUUAUUCAAGACAGCAAGGGAUUCCAAAGCCUUGUUUUUCGGCGAAUAUAACCCUCGCUUGUCGAUUUGGCCAUAUUCUUCAUUGAUUGAUUCAUGCAUUAGAAGUCUCCAUUCUUAGAUCGAAGAUUUGGCCAUUCUUCAUUGAUUGAUUCAUGCAUUAGAAUUCUCAUUUUUUGAUUCUUCACUCGAUUCCAUUCUUCAGCUACAGAAGAUUUUUGUAAUUUGUGCCAAUGUCGUCUGUAGUUUUGAUGUGAAAAAAUUUUCCUUGUAUCAUUGUAAAGUUCCAAUAUUCUGUUUUUCAGGUGUGAUAAGAUUAGUUAUUUUGAUUUAA